AUGGGUUCAAUUCUUCGAUUUUUAAAGCUGUGUGUUCUGGAGCCUGUGAAGUCUGGUGAAUUAUAUGAAAAAAAGGCACAAAUUAAGUUAGACAAUGAGAAGAAAUCGUUUGAAAUCCCCAAAAUUGAGAAGAAGGAUAAGGGUUCGUCAGAAGAGAAGAAGAGAAAAAGACGGCCUAGUAAGGAAUGGAGAUGCAUAGAUUCCUGUUGUUGGGCAAUUGGUUACAUUUGCACUAUUUGGUGGCUGCUCUUGUUCAUGUUCCAAUGUUUGCCUGGACUUAAGGUGCCUGAACCCCCCGGGACAAGGCUUAAGCGCGAAGGAUUGAUAGCCCUCCACCCGGUUGUGAUGGUGCCCGGCAUUGUCACUGGUGGACUUGAGCUCUGGGAGGGAAGACCGUGUUCCGAGGGCCUUUUUCGCAGGCGGCUUUGGGGAGGUAGCUUUACUGAAAUUUUCAGGAGGCCUAUGUGUUGGUUGGAGCAUCUAUCUUUGGACAAUGAGACGGGGCUCGAUCCACCAGGCAUUCGUGUUCGAGCGGUUCCGGGACUAGUUGCGGCUGAUUAUUUUGCUCCGGGAUAUUUUGUUUGGGCUAUUCUUAUUGAAAAUUUAGCCCGCAUUGGUUACGAGGGCAAGAAUAUGUACAUGGCUGCAUAUGAUUGGAGGCUAUCCUUUCAGAAUACAGAGGUCCGGGACCAAACUCUUAGCAGAUUAAAGAGUAAAAUCGAGCUUCUGUAUGUAACAAAUGGCAAUAAGAAGGUGGUGGUGGUGCCUCAUUCCAUGGGGGUUAUCUAUUUCCUCCAUUUCCUUAAAUGGGUUGAAGUGCCUCCACCAAUUGGAGGAGGUGGUGGCCCGGGCUGGUGUGCCAAGCACAUAAAAUCAAUAAUGAAUAUCGGUCCGGCAUUUCUCGGAGUUCCAAAAGCUGUCGGUAACAUAUUGUCGGCUGAGAGCAAAGAUGUUGCUUUUAUAAGAGCGAUGGCUCCUGGUCUUCUGGAUUCCAAAAUUCUCGGCCUUCAGACUCUACAUCAUGUCAUGCGCGUAUCUCGAACGUGGGAUUCUGUCAUUUCUUUGAUACCUAAAGGAGGAGAGGCGAUAUGGGGUAACUUGGAUUGGUCCCCGGAAGAAGACCAUGUAUGUAAUUCAGCAAAGAAAAAGUACAAACAAGAUUUUGACAACAAUGGCAAUAACAGUGACAGUCGGGGGCUUUUCCAAGUACAAGAGCCAACUAAAUACGGAAGGAUUAUCUCAUUCGGGAAAAUAGUAUCGGAUUUACCUUCUUCUCAACUCCAGACUCUUGCGUCCAAGGAAUUUAUGAGCAAUAAUAGCUCUUCAAAUUCCAGUGCUGCGUGUAAAGGCGUAUGGACGGAAUAUGAUGAGAUGAGCCGGGAAAACAUCCGAAUAAUCGCUGAAAACAAAGCAUAUACCAUGAAAAGCCUGUUAGAUCUUCUACGUGUUAUUGCUCCAAAGAUGAUGAAGAGGGCAGAAGCGCACUUCUCACAUGGGAUAGCCGAGAACCUUGACGAUCCAAAGUAUAACCAUUACAAAUACUGGUCAAAUCCUCUUGAAACCAAGUUACCAGAUGCUCCGGACAUGGAGAUUUACUGUUCAUAUGGAGUUGGUAUUCCCACUGAAAGAUCGUACGUGUACAAACAAUCACCCUCAGGCAGGUUCAAUAGCAUCCCUUUCCAAAUUGAUAGCGCUGCAGCCGGAAGUGAGAAUGGCUGCUUAAAGGGCGGAGUAUUCUUUGUGGACGGGGAUGAGAGCGUCCCUGUCUUGAGCGCCGGUUUCAUGUGUGCCAAAGGGUGGAGAGGCAAAACACGGUUUAAUCCUUCCGGAAUGUCUACAUACAUAAGAGAGUACAAGCACAAAGCACCAGCAAAUUUGCUCGAGGGGAGGGGUUCAGAGAGCGGUGCACAUGUCGAUAUAUUGGGAAAUGUUGCCUUGAUCGAGGACGUUCUGCGAGUAGCUGCUGGAGCCUCGGGUUCAGAGUUGGGGGGAGAUAGAAUAUAUUCUGAUAUCAUGAAAAUGUCCAAGAAAAUAAAUAUUCAACUUUGACUGAAGAUCAAGAGCUUUUGUUCCAGAGUUUAAGUGCCUUAACACAAGGUUUUGCGGAAAAAUUAGAGCCAAGACGAGUUGAGAGCUUAAAACGAAGAAAGAGGCCAAGAAAUCUUGAUAAGUACCAGUGCAGCGCGGGAAGUAGCAAAGGAGAGGCAUGUUAUUGGAAAAAAAAUAAAAAAAAAUAAAUGAAAGCAAAGUCUCUAUUUAUGGCUAAUGCCUAAUGGGGAUGUUUGAAUGCAUUGAAUGGAAGUUUGUAAUUGAAAAUUUUGUUGUCCUCAAAUCUUGUAAUCAAAUAAGUAGAUUUUAUCCCAGCUUUGUUCUGCAUAAUUCUAGUUGA
Olea europaea var. sylvestris is the source of this 2389-nucleotide messenger RNA. Its product is annotated as putative phospholipid:diacylglycerol acyltransferase 2. Gene Ontology annotation, cellular component: cytoplasm. NCBI's taxonomy places the organism in Eukaryota, Viridiplantae, Streptophyta, Magnoliopsida, Lamiales, Oleaceae. Gene Ontology annotation, biological process: lipid metabolic process. The record is from RefSeq and is a predicted model, not a curated record. The coding region runs from base 1 to 2049 and encodes 682 amino acids. The transcript has 6 exons.